Molecule: messenger RNA, 932 nt
Organism: Nicotiana tabacum (common tobacco)
Lineage: Eukaryota; Viridiplantae; Streptophyta; Magnoliopsida; Solanales; Solanaceae
Source: RefSeq, a predicted model, not a curated record
GUGAAAAAUCUUAUAUCUUUGGCUGGUCCUCAUGCUGGGAUAGCUUCUGUUCCUUUCUGUGGUUCAGGUUUAUUGUGCAUUCUAGCUGACUCUUUGCUCAAGUUAGCAAUUUACAGCAAUUUUGUACAGGAACAUCUUGCUCCUGCAGGUUACAUUAAAAUCCCAACAGACAUAGCUGACUACAGAAAAGGAUGUAAGUUCUUACCAGUAGUUAAUAAUGAGAUACAUGGAAAUUCUACUUUCAAGAAACGCUUUGCAAGCUUGGAAAAUUUAGUACUUAUUAUGUUUGAGAAAGAUCAAAUUUUGGUACCAAAGCAAACCUCAUGGUUUGGGUAUUAUCCUGAUGGUUCCUGGAGCACUGUUUUACCUGCUAAAGAGACAAAGCUCUAUACAGAAGAUUGGAUUGGUCUGAAAAUUUUGGAUGAAGCUGGAAAAGUGAAGUUCUUGAAUGUAUCUGGUAAUCAUCUUGAAAUAUCUACUAGUGAAAUGAAGAAAAACAUACUGCCAUAUUUGGUGGAUAAUGCAUCCACUACAGUGACUACAUCAAGAUCAUCUGAUCUAUGGCCUUCGUCUGUCCGGAAUUUCGACGAUAAAUUGAAUGGUGUUGGAGAAGAAAUUCUCGAGCUGCAUACUCAUGUUGAAUCAGUUAGCUUAAGAUCAUGGACAUUUUGGUAGGGGAAAAGGUAAACAAUGAAGAAAAACCAAGAUCAGGCUCUUGCCUUCAGCUCAUUCCACGACCUGAUUUUUUUCCUUGUAUAUGUCAUUUUUAUCUCUACUAUUCAUUGUAUAACAACAUGAAAUGUGUUUGCUAGCUCCAAAUUAGAUAUCACCUCAGUUGUAUGAGAAGAGCCAAGGCUAGCUUACUACAUAUCAGUUUUCUACAAAAAUUCUAAUCUUAACUGGUGUAACUUUCUUGCUGUUUUAACCUUGCA